CGGUGUGCGGAGUGCGCAGGCGCAGAGUGAAUCUUGAGAAUUUUCCUUCUGACAGCAGGGCAUCGAAAUCAUAAUGAAGUGCAUGUUGACCCACCUGGGCCGCUGGGCCACACCCACGCUGAGCCGCGCACUGCAUUCUGGAGCGCGCUCCUCAUCGUCGGUGGCGUCCCGCGCCAAGCGCGACGAGCGCCAGCUCACGUCCGAGCAGAUUUACUCUCGAGAGGAACAACACGGAGCGCACAACUACCACCCGCUACCCGUCGCCCUGCAGAAAGGAGAGGGAAUUUACGUCUGGGACGUCGAGGGUCGCCGCUAUUUCGACUUCCUGAGCGCGUACAGCGCCGUGAAUCAGGGUCACUGCCACCCGAAGAUCAUCUCUGCUCUGAACGCUCAGGCGUCGAGACUGACUCUGACCUCCAGAGCUUUCUACAAUGACGUGUUGGGAGAUUAUGAGGAGUACGUCACCACGCUGUUCGGCUACGACAAAGUUCUGCCCAUGAACACAGGUGUCGAGGGUGGAGAGACCGCCUGCAAGCUGGCACGCAAAUGGGCUUACAGCGUGAAGGGUGUUCCCAGGUACGAGGCCAAGAUUAUCUUCGCAGAGGGUAAUUUUUGGGGUCGUACAAUGGCGGCCAUCUCCAGCUCCACGGACCCCAGCAGCUAUGAUGGAUUUGGCCCCUUCAUGCCGGGAUUCGAGCUCGUCCCCUACAACGACAUCCCUGCUCUGGAGAAAGCUCUGCAGGACCCAAAAGUUGCAGCGUUCAUGGUGGAGCCCAUCCAGGGUGAAGCUGGUGUGGUGGUUCCUGAUGAAGGCUACCUGACCACAGUGCGCGAGCUCUGCACCAAACACAACGUUCUGUUCAUUGCUGACGAGGUGCAGACGGGUUUGGCUCGGACGGGUCGCAGGUUGGCUGUGGACCACGAGGCUGUGCGGCCAGACCUGGUGGUGCUGGGCAAAGCUCUGUCUGGAGGGGUGUAUCCCGUGUCUGCAGUGCUCUGUGAUGAUGAGGUGAUGCUGACCAUUAAACCAGGAGAACAUGGCUCCACCUACGGAGGAAACCCACUCGCCUGCAGAGUCGCCAUCGCUUCCCUACAGGUGAUGGAGGAGGAGAAACUCGCUGAAAACGCUGAAAAAAUGGGGCAGAUCUUGAGAGCGGAGCUUAACAAGCUUCCCAAAGAGGUAGUAACGAUGGUGCGCGGGAGGGGCCUUCUCAACGCCAUCGUCAUCAAAGAGACUAAAGACUACGACGCCUGGCGGGUGUGUUUGCGCCUUCGCGACAACGGGCUCCUGGCCAAGCCGACUCACGGCGACAUAAUCAGACUGGCCCCGCCCCUCAUCAUCAAAGAGGACGAGGUCAGGGAGUGCGCCGAAAUCAUCCAGAGGACCAUCCUGUCGUUUUAAACUCGACCGCUGCACAAUGGCAACCAACAAUCAAAACCCAUCUCUGUUUAUCCAACCCCCAACCAUGAAGUAAUGAAUGUAAUGAAGGAAUGUGGACGGACUAGUAUAGAAAGAAACAUGUACAAAUUUUGCUUUUAUGAGCAUAAAUGUUACAUUUUUGUAAAGUUUUUAUGAAUAUGAAGCUUUUUGAGAGGAUCUUUAGAUCCACGUUUCUAAUCUAGGGGUCGGGACCCCAGAAAAGCGUCCCAAAAUUCCCUGGGUGGUACGAGAGUAGUGAUAUCAAUGUAUUGUUAAUCACGCUAUUAGAAAAAAGUAUGUGGACACCAGCCUCUACUUUUCAGCCACACAUAUUGCUAAGUUUGUUUUGUGGCACCGCUGACAUGGUCUAAAAAACAGGGAUUUGAUGAUUUUAGACAGUCACGUCUUCAGGAUGAAUUGGAAGAUGAGGGGUCAACUUUACAUCAUUGUCUGGUCAGGUGUCCACAUACUUUUGGCCAUAUAGCGUAAAUUUGUUUUGCACUGCUGAGAUAAAGCAUCUGUUUGCAGGUUUUAAGCUACAUAUUAAUUAUUAGUAUUGAUUAUUGUAAGUGCUGAUCACACAAAGCGAACUGUACGUCAUGUUCAGUCUGAAACCAGCUGCAUCUUACAGCACGACUUUUCAUUUUAUUUGUAAAUUAAUAACUGAAUAAGGUUUGACUGUGUGGACACAACAAUAAAUCAUUUACUAGCCACAAACUGGCAAA
Molecule: messenger RNA, 2145 nt
Organism: Trichomycterus rosablanca
Lineage: Eukaryota; Metazoa; Chordata; Actinopteri; Siluriformes; Trichomycteridae
Gene: oat
Product: ornithine aminotransferase
Exons: 10
Coding region: 74-1402 (442 amino acids)
Cellular component (GO): cytoplasm
Molecular function (GO): pyridoxal phosphate binding; identical protein binding; L-ornithine transaminase activity
Source: RefSeq, a predicted model, not a curated record